Aspergillus alliaceus is the source of this 2115-nucleotide messenger RNA. RefSeq names its product fatty acid desaturase. Lineage: Eukaryota; Fungi; Ascomycota; Eurotiomycetes; Eurotiales; Aspergillaceae. The record is from RefSeq and is a predicted model, not a curated record. Gene Ontology annotation, biological process: lipid metabolic process. Bases 215 to 1885 code for a protein of 556 amino acids. Gene Ontology annotation, cellular component: membrane. The transcript has 2 exons. Gene Ontology annotation, molecular function: oxidoreductase activity, acting on paired donors, with oxidation of a pair of donors resulting in the reduction of molecular oxygen to two molecules of water.
CAGCGCGUUUCCGAAAACCCCAUCGCUUCCCGCAAUGCGACCCUUCUGAACCUCACCUCUUACGCACUCCCCUUCUUACCACUCCCCCUUCUUCCCUCUUUCCUCUUUCCUCCUCCUUCUUUUUUUCUUUUACUUGCGCGCAGGCCGUACAAUGUUGACUCUCACUACUUGACUAUACUGCGACUGAGCUGGAUACAAUCAUUCUCUGUAUAUCAUGGCCGACACGCUAAAAACCGCUACUUCCGGGUCUCGGAAGGAUACUAUCUUGUCACGUCGGUGGAUUGAAGGUCAAAUCGCUGAGGGCAAACAUGUUUUCAUUUUCGACGGUCGGGUAUUGAAGGUAGACGCCUGGAUCAAAUACCAUCCAGGUGGUGACAAGUCCAUCAAGCAUAUGGUGGGAAAAGAUGCGACAGAUGAGAUCAAUGCUUUACAUUCGAAGGAGGCGCGCCAGCGGAUGUUGGCCUUCCAGAUCGGACGCAUCCAAGGUCCAUGGUUAAACUUCCUCCCACCGAUCCAAGGCGGCAAGUUCCGCCCAUAUACCGAGGCAACCGUACCAUCAGAUGAAGACAGCUCUGGUCAAGAUAUUUCUACACCGCCGUCUCCAGUCUUCGAUCCAGUUGACGCUAAAUCCGGCCUCCGCCGGCGAAAGUCGUCUUCCUCGGAUACCUCGGUCUCAGCCCCAGGCACCCCUGAGUUCGAGCCAAAGCCGUUCUUCCUCGAUGCCCGGACCCAGGAAGAGAUCGUUCUAGACGCUGCCAAAUACCCUUCCCUAGAGACAGAAAGCCAGGAGAAUAUCAAACAGAAAUAUCGUGAACUAGACCAGCGCAUUCGUGACGAGGGCCUCUACAACUGCAACUAUUUCUCUUACUUCAUCGAGUGCUGCCGCUACACGCUUUUCGCGGGUCUGUCUUACGUACUCCUCCAGUGGGGCUGGUAUGCGUCCUCGGGAUUCUUUUUGGGAUGCUUUUGGCACCAGCUCGUCUUCUCCGCCCAUGAUGCUGGUCAUAUGGGCAUCACCCAUCAUUUCCACGUGGACAGCGUGAUAGGCAUCAUCAUCGCCGACUACCUCGGGGGUCUAAGCUUAGGGUGGUGGAAGCGAAACCACAAUGUCCAUCAUAUCGUGACGAAUGCUCCUGAGCAUGACCCAGAUAUCGAGCAUAUGCCCUUCUUUGCCAUCUCGCAUCGUUUCCUUAAUAGCCUCCGCAGUACUUACUAUGAACGUGUCAUGACGUUUGACGCUUUUGCCAAUUUUAUGCUGCGGUAUCAGAACUAUCUUUACUACCCCAUCCUCUUGUUUGGUCGCUUCAACCUGUACCGCCUGAGCUGGGAGUAUCUGCUACUCGGUCAGGCGCCGAAGAAAGGUCCUGCCUGGUGGCACCGGUGGUUCGAGAUGGCUGGCCAAGUCUUCUUCUGGUAUUGGUUUGGGUACGGCAUCCUGUACUGUACCAUUCCUGACUGGAAAAGCCGCCUUGUUUUCAUUCUGGUCUCGCAUAUGGUUACUGCCCCGUUACAUGUGCAGAUCACGCUCUCCCAUUUUGCCAUGUCGACAGCCGAUCUGGGUGUACAUGAAUCCUUCCCUCAGAAGAUGCUUCGCACCACGAUGGAUGUCGACUGCCCAACCUGGCUCGAUUGGUUCCAUGGUGGUCUUCAGUUCCAGGCCAUUCACCACUUGUAUCCACGUAUCCCACGCCACAACCUGCGUCGGACUCAAAGAUUGGUCAUGGAAUUCUGCCGCGACACGGGCAUUCCCUAUGCGGUGUUCACGUUCUACGAUGGCAACAAAGAGGUCAUCGGAAGACUUGGUGAUGUCGCCAAGCAAGUCCGUAUUCUCGAAGAAUGCAGGAAGUCGUGUGCACAGCAAGGCGUCUUCUCAGAACACCACUAAAUGACUGUCAUGGUCUUCUAAGCGCGCUGCCCUUCCGAUUGAACCUGGCCUCGACAAUCGACUGGAUACUUUGGGUCCUUGUAUAUAUUGCAUAGUUGUAUAUAAUCAUGCCUGCGGACCGUCUUUGGGUAUCGGUAUCGGUCACAGUUGGAAGGGUUGAUUAAUGUCGCCGGACUUGUAAUGCCCUAUUGAUGAUGUGAUAAUGUCCCUCAGCUUGACGUCGGUUUAUA